UUCAUCUUCAACUAUCUUAUCCUUCCUUCUCUUCCAGGCAGCGGACUGAUAGACGAAACCGAGUUCCUCCAGUGGGUGGCCCGCAUCCAAGCGCUCAAGGAAGAAAGCAAUACCAGCAGCAGUGGCAGCAGUAGUAGCAAUAGUACCACCCAGGCAGCCGACGAUGAUCUCACACAGGACCUGGUUGCGGCCUUCAGGGUAUUUGACCGCGACGGCAACGGAUACAUCACCCGGGACGAGCUCAAAUCGGCGAUGGACAUGAUCGGCGAGAACGUGACGGAGUACCAGCUGAACGAGAUGCUGGAACUGGCGGACGCCGACAAAGACGGUCGGAUCAACUACGAAGGUAGGUACCUUCGGUUGGAUUUGGUGAAACAAAGUGUGGUUGCGGUGAUGGUGGUGGUAUAACAAAAUUUGUAGAUGACUGCGGGAAGUGUAAUCAUUUGUAAUUCGCCCAUUAAAUAUUGUCAGUGCACUUGAUUGUAUUGCAACGCGUAGUGUCCUAAC
Messenger RNA from Aedes albopictus (Asian tiger mosquito), 507 nucleotides. Its product is annotated as calcium-binding protein E63-1-like. The record is from RefSeq and is a predicted model, not a curated record. Lineage: Eukaryota; Metazoa; Arthropoda; Insecta; Diptera; Culicidae. The annotation marks the transcript as partial. Gene Ontology annotation, molecular function: enzyme regulator activity; calcium ion binding. The transcript is spliced from 2 exons.